GGCUCACGUUUCUUUACGCAACUCUAGCCGGUUGAAUAGUUUUGUAAAUAAGCUGUUUUAGGAGUUUUCAACCAGCGGUCAUCCAAAGAGGAGAUGAAUUACGAAUUUGGCCGAGAAAGUGGUUUUAUCAACAGCCAGCCGUCGCUCGCUGAGUGCCUGACAUCUUUCACCAAUCCUGCUUUUCAAAGUUCAUCAAUCAAGAGUUCUGCGCUCCCGCCUCCGACGCCGCACGCUGUCCCGGGUGUCCCCCCUCACCGAGGCCGCUCCACGCCGCCUCUGAGGGGCGGCAGCCCGCUGAAGGCUGUGUCUCCACGCGCGGAGUACCCGUGGAUGAAGGAGAAGAAAGGCACCAAGAGGAGGCGGGCUGCUGCUCCUGCUUCCUCUGAUGAUGCUGCGCCGACAACGGAUGACUCCUCACCACCCUACUGUUCCCCCCAAGGUUCUCCGGAGAGUGCUGACGGGAGCGCGUCCAAGAGACUGAGGACUGCGUACACCAACACCCAACUCCUCGAGCUGGAGAAGGAAUUUCAUUUUAAUAAGUAUCUUUGCAGACCCAGGCGAGUGGAGAUCGCUGCACUGUUGGAUUUAUCAGAGAACCAGGUGAAGGUGUGGUUCCAGAACAGGCGGAUGAAGCACAAAAAGCAGAGUCACUGCAAGGAGAGUCGGGACAGAGAGGGGAAAAACGCGUGCGUAAAAGACGUGCCGGAGUCCCAGCAGGCUGCAGGCGGGUCGCUCUCCGACCAAAACACACCGACUUCACCGCGCAGCCACAACGGACACAGAGGGGAGAACCAAGACCCAGCUGCCUCCCCGGUGAGCAGCCAUGAGAAACAUCCAGAACCUUUUCCAACACCCACAGCUCCCGCCUGCGCGUCAACAAAGGGCCCCGACAAUGAUGACUCCUCCACCCUGGACGACGGGUCCCUGCAGGCAUUCCAACCUUUCUCCGCAUCUUCUUCCUUCUCACCAAGUUUGUCGGAUUCAGCCCAGAGUCCUCUUCGUUUACCAGCGGAAGUGUUCGACUUUUUCAGGGAAACUUUCUCAACUAUGGACCUGCAAAACCUCAUUUACUGAGAGACGUUUGUUGCCUGCAUGUGUUCGGUUUUUAGAGUUGUGUUUGCAAAAAAAGACAUGUCCAGAGGUAAGUUUAAGUUAAAUAAGCUUUUAUUGCAGACCUUAAAAGAACCUAAUAUUUGUAUUUUUAUAUACAUAAAACAGAGUAAAUAUUUUUAUUGUAAUAAAGAUUUGCAACAAUUGAAUGAGCUUGUCUUAUUUAUGUUUAGAGUUUUAAGUUCUGAACAAUAACUCAAUGUUGGAUUUAACUCCUUA
Oryzias melastigma (Indian medaka) is the source of this 1329-nucleotide messenger RNA. It is a transcript of the gene hoxa2b, whose product is annotated as homeobox A2b. The record is from RefSeq and is a predicted model, not a curated record. The coding region runs from base 94 to 1074 and encodes 326 amino acids. Gene Ontology annotation, biological process: regulation of DNA-templated transcription. Gene Ontology annotation, molecular function: DNA-binding transcription factor activity, RNA polymerase II-specific; DNA binding. NCBI's taxonomy places the organism in Eukaryota, Metazoa, Chordata, Actinopteri, Beloniformes, Adrianichthyidae. The transcript has 2 exons.